Messenger RNA from Ailuropoda melanoleuca (giant panda), 2952 nucleotides. It is a transcript of the gene ZNF628, whose product is annotated as zinc finger protein 628. The coding region runs from base 166 to 2838 and encodes 890 amino acids. The transcript has 3 exons. The record is from RefSeq and is a predicted model, not a curated record. NCBI's taxonomy places the organism in Eukaryota, Metazoa, Chordata, Mammalia, Carnivora, Ursidae.
UUGGGUGCCUCGCGCCGGGGGCUGUUGGGAGGGAGCGCGCCCCCGCCCCCCUCCCAGGCCCCCCACUCCUGUCCCGCCGCUGCCGGGGCCCCGUCUUCCCGUCGGCCCCCGCGGGAAGGCCCUAGGUCUUCCCCGCUCAUUCCCCCGGUCGGGGCGGCAGGUGUGAUGGUCGGCUCCCACGCAGACAUGGCGCCCGCCUCUACCAGCGAGGGGCCCGGGGAGAAGCCCGGCCCCGCGGCCCCCGCCCCGACGGCCCAGUAUGAGUGUGGGGAGUGUGGCAAGUCAUUCCGGUGGUCAUCCCGGCUCCUCCAUCACCAGCGCACGCACACGGGCGAGCGGCCCUAUAAGUGCCCUGACUGCCCCAAGGCCUUCAAGGGCUCCUCCGCCCUGCUCUACCACCAGCGGGGCCACACGGGCGAGCGGCCCUACCAGUGCCCCGACUGCCCCAAGGCCUUCAAGCGCUCCUCGCUACUGCAGAUACACCGCAGCGUGCACACGGGCCUGCGGGCCUUCACGUGCGGCCAGUGCGGCCUGGCCUUCAAGUGGUCCUCGCACUACCAGUACCACCUGAGGCAGCACACGGGCGAGCGGCCCUACCCGUGCCCCGACUGCCCCAAGGCCUUCAAGAACUCGUCCAGCCUGCGGCGCCACCGGCACGUGCACACGGGCGAGCGGCCCUACACCUGCGGCGUGUGCGGCAAGAGCUUCACCCAGAGCACCAACCUGCGGCAACACCAGCGCGUGCACACGGGCGAGCGGCCCUUCCGCUGCCCGCUCUGCCCCAAGACCUUCACGCACUCGUCCAACCUGCUGCUGCACCAGCGCACGGCGGCCGGCGGGCAGGCGUUCCGCUGUGGCAGCUGCGACGGCGCCUUCCCGCAGCUGGCCAGCCUCCUGGCGCACCAGCAGUGCCACGUGGAAGAGGCGGCUGCCGGGCGCCCGCCCCCCCAGGCGGAGGCCGCCGAGGUCACCUGUCCCCAGGAGCCGCUGGCCCCAGCAGCCCCUGCCCCGCCCGCGCCUGUGCCCGCACCAGCUUGUGCCGAGCGGCCCUACAAAUGCGCCGAGUGUGGCAAGGCCUUCAAGGGCUCCUCCGGGCUGCGCUACCAUCUGCGGGACCACACGGGCGAGCGGCCCUACCAGUGCGGCGAGUGCGGCAAGGCCUUCAAGCGCUCCUCGCUGCUGGCCAUCCACCAGCGCGUGCACACGGGCCUGCGGGCCUUCACGUGCGGCCAGUGCGGCCUCACCUUCAAGUGGUCCUCGCACUACCAGUAUCACCUGCGGCUGCACUCUGGUGAGCGGCCCUACGCCUGUGGGGAGUGCGGCAAGGCCUUCCGGAACACGUCGUGCCUGCGGCGCCACCGGCAUGUGCACACGGGCGAGCGCCCCCACGCCUGCAGUGUGUGCGGCAAGAGCUUCGCGCAGACCUCCAACCUGCGGCAGCACCAGCGCGUGCACACGGGCGAGCGGCCCUUCCGCUGCCCGCUCUGCCCCAAGACCUUCACGCACUCGUCCAACUUGCUGCUGCACCAGCGCACGCACUCAGCCGAGCGCCCCUUUGCCUGCCCCAUCUGCGGCCGCAGCUUUGUCAUGGCCGCCAACCUGCAGCGGCACCUGAGGACGCACGCCCCCGCCCCCACGGCUGCGGGCCCCGCAGCCCCCACCGCAGGCUCCCAGGCCCCUGCUCCGCUGGCCGCAGCCCCAGCCCCAUCUGCCACCCAAGACGUCCACGUUCUCCCCCACCUCCAGGCCACGCUCUCCCUCGAGGUGGCAGGGGGUCCGGCUCCGGCCCCUCCCCCAGGCCAGGCAGCCCCCAACUCCCAGACUUUUCUCCUGGUGCAGACCGCCCAGGGUCUCCAGCUCAUCCCCAGCAGCGUCCAACCCCCUACGCCCCCGCCCCCACCGGCCCCCCCCAAGCUCAUCCUGCUACCCUCCUCCAGUACCGGUGCUGGGAGCAGCCGCGGAAGGCAGGGCCCACGGGCUACCGGGAAAUCUGGUCAGGGGCCUGGCGUCGUGUGGCUGCCAGGUCCUGGGGGACUGGGGGUUCAGGGAGGGGGCAACGCAGGGGCCAGCGGGGGAGGGCAGAGCCUCAUUGUUCUACAGAAUGUAGGGGGUGGGGAAGCAGGGGCACAGGAAGUGAGUGGGGUCCAGCUCCAGCCCCUCCGGCCAGCCCCCGAAGUGACCACUGUUCAGCUCCAGCCGGCCCAGGAGGUGACCACAGUCCAGCUCCAGCCAGCUCAGGAAGUGACCACGGUCCAGCUCCAGCCUGUGGCAGGCCAGCUGUCCAAUCCCAGUGGGGGAGCUGUGACCACUGAGGCCCCCAAUCUGCUGGUGGUUCAGAGUGGUACAGCCGAGGAGCUGCUGGCCGGUCCUGGUCCCGGGGAGACAGGUGAUGGUGAGGCCAGUACUGGUGUCGUCCAGGAUGUGCUCUUUGAGACGCUGCAGACAGACGAGGGGUUGCAGAGCGUCCUGGUGCUGAGUGGGGCAGAUGGGGAGCAGACCCAGCUGUGUGUGCAGGAGGUAGAGACCCUCCCCCCUGGGCUGGCUGAGCCUCCUGCCCCAGGCCCACCAGGACAGAAACUGCUCAUCAUCCGCAGUGCGCCAGCCCCUGAACUGCUGGAGAAUAGCAGCGGUGGGGGAGGCGCGGCCACGCUGCAGCUGCUGACCCCACCAGCACCUGGCCAAGUCUCUGCCCCAGUGGGCAUCUCUGCGGCUCCCACCUCCCAGAUGGUACAAGUGGUACCCACUGGCGCUGCCCCUGGAAGCAUGACCCCGCAGGGCUUGCCCUCCAUCCAGAUUGUCCAGACUCUGCCCGCAGUCCAGCUGGUGCACACAUUUUGAGGAGAACCACUGAGUUCUCUUCUGCCCGACACAGAGACCCGGACUCACUGCUUGGGCUGGGCUGGGGGGAGGGGAGCUGCAGGCUGGGCUUGCUAAUAAAGACCAGAAUCUCCU